CACUUGCUCCGUUAACAUCAUAAACAGAAGGAAGAAAAAAGGGACAAAUUACCGUCCAAUUUAACAGAAGUCCUGAUGCCAUUUUCUUGAACAAUGUCAUCAUUUAACUUAAGCAUCAGUAAUUUCAGUCUCAAGAUGGAAGUAACCGAAGACCAGCCCAGAGACGAGAAGCUGGCCAAAAUUGAAAUUGCGCUUCUGAGCGUCAUCUUCGUGAGCGCCGCAAUCCUGAACACUGGACUGCUGCUGGUGUUGUGGAAGAGACGAAAACAGGUCUCUAGAAUGCGUGUCUUUGUUUUUCAUUUAUGUGUGGCAGAUCUGGUGGUCGCAUUUUUCCAAGUUUGCCCUCAGCUGAUGUGGGACAUAACGGACAGGUUCAUUGGACCCGACGUUGUGUGUCGACUACUGAAGUAUCUGCAAGUCGUCGGCAUGUUCGCGUCCACAUACAUGAUUGUCGUCAUGACCAUUGACCGCUAUCAGGCAAUCUGCAACCCCAUGGUCACUUUCCAAAGAAGGCGAGCACGCUGGAACAUCCCCGUGUGUGUGGCGUGGGUUAUAUCCCUCAUCGGCAGUCUCCCACAGAUCUUCAUCUUUUCCAGGGUUGAAAUCUCUCCCGGAGUCUUUGACUGUUGGGCGACCUUCAUACAACCCUGGGGACUAAAAACGUAUGUGACCUGGACAACUUUGGUCAUUUUUGUUGUGCCCAUCCUCGCCGUAAUAGUGUGCCAGGUGCGAAUCUGCCGAGCCGUCCAGAUCAACCUGUACAUCAAGACGCACCAAGAAGGGGGUACCGCUGCAGCCCACCCGUUGCCCUCCAGAGCCAGCAGCGUGGCAGGAGUGUCAAAAGCCAGAAUCAAAACCGUGAAGAUGACGGUUGUGAUUGUGCUCGCCUACAUUAUUUGCUGGGCUCCAUUUUUCACAGUCCAGCUGUGGUCCGUUUGGGACCUAAACGCCCCCACUGAAACCGCGGCUUUCACCAUCCUGAUGCUGUUAGCCAGCCUGAACAGCUGCGCUAAUCCUUGCAUUUACCUGCUCUUCAGUGGUCAGCUGCCUAAGAAGUUGGUGGCGGUCCUGUGUCGUGGCCCGUCCGACCGUAAAGAUUGCCUGCACGAAGAAGCCACGAUGGUCAGCUCUCUCUACAUGAGCUUCAAAGUUCUGCCAGACUCCAGAUAA
Molecule: messenger RNA, 1170 nt
Organism: Megalops cyprinoides (Indo-Pacific tarpon)
Lineage: Eukaryota; Metazoa; Chordata; Actinopteri; Elopiformes; Megalopidae
Product: vasopressin V2 receptor-like
Exons: 3
Coding region: 94-1170 (358 amino acids)
Biological process (GO): positive regulation of vasoconstriction; G protein-coupled receptor signaling pathway; regulation of systemic arterial blood pressure by vasopressin
Cellular component (GO): membrane
Molecular function (GO): vasopressin receptor activity; peptide binding
Source: RefSeq, a predicted model, not a curated record